CGGACACCAUUCGGGGAAGGACCGCGAGUCAGCGAAGAGAUGGCGUCCUGUUCAUGAGAGGAAAGAGAAAACAACCCGACAACGAGGAGCGCUGAUGCCAUUUGACAGCUAUGACAACACACGGAUUCAAAAAUAGCAAACAAGAAUUUAACUUUGGGCCAUGGAAGCUCACUGCCAACAAAAGCCACAUAAUGAAAUCAAAGGACAUUGAAAGGUUAGCUGAGGAGAUGAAUAUACACAGCCUUCCAGAGAUGUUGUUUGGUGAUAACAUAUUGAAGGUGCAGCAUGCUGGCGGGUUUGGAAUUGUGUUCAAUGCUACAGAUGCUCUGAGAAGAGUGGAUAAUGGGCACGGAACAGUGAAAGUAGCAUGUGCAGAUGCAUGGCAGGAGAGCCGGGCCGAUUCCGAACACAGCAAGGAAAUUGCUAAAUCCUACGAUUGGACAUUUACAACGGAUUAUAAAGGAACACUAAUGGGUGAUCAGGUGAAGUUAAAGGUUACUCCCACAACUGACCGCAUUGAUUUGGAGAAAUUGAAAGCAAGAGAACAGAUCAUGUAUUUUGAAGAGGUUUUGCUGUUUGAAGAUGAACUUCACGAUCAUGGGGUUUCCAUGCUCAGUGUUAAAGUGAGAGUGAUGCCAUCUAGUUUCUUCUUGCUGCUGAGGUUUUUUUUGAGAGUUGAUGGUGUGCUCAUCCGGACAAAUGACACAAGAAUAUAUCACGAGGCUGAUAAAAACUACCUUCUCUCUGAAUACACCUCUCGGGAAAGUAAGAUGUCAUCUCUUGAGAACAUACCGCCAUCUCUCUACACUGAUCCAAAUGAGAUCUCCCAGUAUUUACCUCUUAAGUACUUGCUCUGUGAGAAGUUGGAAUUUCCUCCGGGUGUGGACAACACCUCAGUAUGUGGAAGCGCGCAGAACUCAGCGACUAUUGAUAGUACAAAUACACCACCAGCAAAAACGUGACAUUCUACAAGGAGGAAAAACAAAGUCGUAUUUUUUUAAAAAUGUGAUAGAUUAGUAUAAUCAUUUUUUUCAUUAUUUCAAAAGUGGCAUUUCUGAAAAAUUACUGAUGUGAAUUUUAUCUCCUAUAUUCGGCAGUUAAAAUUCUUAAAUUGAUGCAAAUGACAUUUGGUGUAUUAAAACAAUCUUAAUUGGCUUGUUCCAGUAGCUACAGUAGAAGUUAAAAUGGUGACGUGAAAGUGCAGCUGUGGAUCUGACUUUUUGUGAUGUGAUGUUUCUAUUUUUUGCUGGUGAAAUCUUGAACUUGUUGACAUUGGAAACAGCAUGGAAUUUUACUGCCCAAUGAACAAUUAAAGUGAAAAAUUGGCAGAAAUAGGGCAUAUGGUUUUAAGCAGUACUAAAUGCAUUGUUCUGGCAUAUUGGCAUUAAGAGUAUGCUCACAAGUGUGCCUCAGCAUAGGUACUGUCUGUCACUACAAUUAAUGUGUGUUUUCUUGUGUACUUAGUAAUUUGAAGCACGCAUCCAUGUAGGUGAUUGUCACAGGCAGCCAUUUAUUGCAAAUUACUUUUGUGUAGUUUUGCUUUGCUGAUCAAUCAAAAUAAGCCAAUAAUGGGUAUCUUUAAAAAAAAGUUUGAAUGUAUAAAGUCUAACUCAAAUAAAGAUUGAUUUCUGAAUAGAA
Messenger RNA from Callorhinchus milii (elephant shark), 1638 nucleotides. It is a transcript of the gene tiprl, whose product is annotated as TIP41, TOR signaling pathway regulator-like (S. cerevisiae). The transcript has 8 exons. Gene Ontology annotation, biological process: TOR signaling. Lineage: Eukaryota; Metazoa; Chordata; Chondrichthyes; Chimaeriformes; Callorhinchidae. The record is from RefSeq and is a predicted model, not a curated record. Gene Ontology annotation, cellular component: cytosol. Bases 111 to 962 code for a protein of 283 amino acids.